AGUCCCUUUUAGAACACAGCUCUGAGAAGGGAGAGGGAGCACAAAGGCAGCCAGCCAGCAAGGGCUUGUGCUUAGCACAAGGGUCGCUGGCGUUUUCCUCUUCCAGCCUUUGUCCUGCGCUGAUUGGCUUGUCUCUCUCUGAUCAGUGGGGUGGACACGGCUCCAGAGGAAUGAGCUCUAGCACAAUAGCUCUGGCCCCUGUGGCCAAGAACGUGAUGGUAUAUCGCAAUGGGGACUCCUUCUUCCAUGGAAGGAAGUUUGUGGUGAACCAGCGCCAGUUCCUGACCUUUGAAGCGUUUCUGAAUGAGGUGACCAGCACCAUCCAUGCCUCUGUGGCUGUGAGGAACAUCUACACCCCCAGGCAGGGCCACCGGGUCACUGAGCUGGAGGAGCUGCAGAAUGGAUGCCCAUAUGUGGCAGCUGGCUUUGAGCGGUUCAAAAGGCUAGACUAUUUAAACCCUGGAAUGAAGCAGCUCAGUGGGAGCAGGAAAAAAAAUAGCUUGCAGAUCCGCCCCAUGGUUCCCCAGAAGCUGAACAUGGCAGCGCGAUGGCAGAAGCACGUCCACCUGCCCUGCAUUAUACACGUUUUCCGGAAUGGGGAUUUGCUGAGCCCCCCUUUCCGACUGCUGCUCUCCAAGAGCACCCUGCAGGAGUGGGACGCCAUCCUGGGCCUGCUGACGGAGAAAGCCAACCUGCGCAGUGGAGCUGUUCGAAAACUCUGCCAACUGGAUGGAGUCCCGGUCUCCGGUGGCGAGGAGCUGGUGAACGGUGAAUACUAUGUGGCGGUCGGGGUGGAGAAGUACAAAAAUCUGCCCUACUUUGAACUGCUGGUGCCUAAGAAUUCUGGGCACCGGGCAUUACGGAACCAUCCAAACAACAGACGCAGGAGCCACAAUCAGGGGUUUGGUAAAAGCUAUGCCACCUCCCAGGAUGGAGCUAGCGACUCUGCCCUCAUUGAUUCACCUCAGCAGCCGGACUAUCGCAGGGUGCAGUCCACAGGAGCCGCAGAGAAAGACAAGACCCCCGUUCCUUCUCCAGCAGUGCGCAGACAAGCCGGGAAAUAUCCACGCAAAGAGGAAGAGUCUGUUUUCCACGCUAAGCCUGUCCGUGCAGGGCAAAACAGGACAAAUAGCAGGAACAUGCAACACUGGCCUGACCAAGAAGAGGGAAGUGUCUAUAAAGUGAAAGACCCGAGAAAGGAGAUGCGAGGUGCCCGGGAAGUAGUGGAGGAUGAAUACACAAAGAUGGAGCUACCUGUUGAUCAGAGAGCUGCAGAGACUGUGGAAGAAGUUAUACCAAAAAACAAAAUGACUCCUCAUAGCAAGGUUGGGAGCACUGCCAGAUCACGGAAGGCUGUGACAAUGCGAAAUUACACCAGUGACUCAGAGGAGGAAGAGAACUGAAAGAGCCAUUUCUCUGACAGUGUGAAGCUCUGAAGAGUUUAUGAAGUGACUGAUGAAAUGGAGACCAAGUUAGCUUUAUUCUCUGUGCAGUGGUGGAUAACAUAAGCACCUUGAUCAAAUCCAAUGACUUUUAAAAAUGCUUGUUUUAAACAAUAAGAAUGCCUUCAUUAUCUGGGCUUUGUAAAGCAGGCUUCAGGUGAACAAUGAAUCAGAUAAAUUUAUAUUUUUAAAAAUAUAUUAUGAAUGUAAUAUAAA
Messenger RNA from Mauremys mutica (yellowpond turtle), 1658 nucleotides. It is a transcript of the gene DCDC2B, whose product is annotated as doublecortin domain containing 2B. NCBI's taxonomy places the organism in Eukaryota, Metazoa, Chordata, Testudines, Geoemydidae. Gene Ontology annotation, cellular component: microtubule organizing center; microtubule. The coding region runs from base 171 to 1403 and encodes 410 amino acids. Gene Ontology annotation, biological process: intracellular signal transduction. The transcript has 11 exons. The record is from RefSeq and is a predicted model, not a curated record.